GAAGUAAACGGAAGCAAAUCAAAUCGAAUUUCAAUCCAAUGCGCAGACAUCUCUACACCUCUUCCCUGUGGGAGGCGGAGGCGGAGGCGGAGGCGGUGCCGGAGCGGCCGGCCCCAGGACUAUAUUAGGAGGAGGAAGCGGCGGCGAAGGUUCUUGUUCCGCCCGCUGCUUCUCCCUGGAUUCGAUCUAUUGAUACGCGCUUCCGGCGGCCCGCAGGGCUAUUCCAGACCGAUCCUCAUGGCCGGCUGGACCGAUUCCGGCGGCAGCCGGGGGCGAGGAGGAGGGGGAGGCGGCGGCGGCUUCUCAAACCGCGGCGGCGGCAACGCCAACAACAACACCAUGUGGAGAGAGAGAACGCCACCGCAGCCGCAGCCUCAGCCGCCGCCGCAGCAACAGCAACAGCAACAGCAUCACCACCAACAACAGCACCAUCAGCAGCAGCAGCAGCAUCGCUACCGUCCUGUCAACCACAAUGACCACUCCUCGCAGCACCCGCGCCACCCACCGGCGGGGGAGCUGGACCGACACCAAGGGCAGGGAGGCUCCUCCACUUCCACCCGGCGCCCGCGGCCAACUCGUCCACCACAGCCUCGCCCCACCUUCACAGACCACAAGCCGUCUCCUACCUCCACACCCAAUGCCAAUGAACCGGACGACAAGGCCAGGUGCAAUGCUGCCAAUUUCGAGUGCAACGUCUGCUUUGACAUGGCAGACGACCCCGUAGUCACCAAGUGCGGCCAUCUCUUCUGCUGGGACUGCCUCUACCAGUGGCUCCAUGUCCACUCCAACCACCGCGAGUGCCCUGUCUGCAAGGGCCAGGUCGCUGACGAUGCCAUUAUACCCAUCUAUGGACGUGGCGGCUCUGCAGCGUCUGUUCACGCCGCACCGCCGAGGCCCACUGGGGCCAGAGUUGAAAGCUCCAGACAGCAGCAGCUGCAGCAGUUUGCUGCUUCCAACUUGAAUAUGAUGAUGGACGAAGAUGAUGAAGACGACGACCCCUUUCUCGAGGAGAUUAGUCUUCGUUUUGGAGUUAAUUCGCUGAGAGGUGGUAUGAUGAUCAUACCCGAUGAUGACAUCGAACAAGAUUAUGAUGACUACACUGAUCCCUACCUCCACCGCAACUUUGAUGAGGUAUAUGGCCUUGAUUUAAUGCGACUCCCAUUGUUUAGAUCUGCUGACGCCGCUGAAGCCGUGAUUGGCUCUUCCCGGCGACAUGGUCAUCAUAGUGUUUUUUCUGAUGACAUUAUGGAUACAUUCUUUGACAACACAACCCAUCAGGAGCCAGAUUUUGGUUACCGCGGUGGUCGGCGUCAGCGCGGGAGAGCAAGAGGAACAACAUCUGCAGAUCAUUUUAACGAUCACAUCGUUGGCAUGGUGUUGGGGAGUAGCUUGAGGAUCGAGGACAGCAGCGGUGCAUCUUACCGUGACACCGGUGCUGGUCCUCAUCAUCAUAUUAAUAAUACAGGUGGUUCCUCUCGGCCUAAUGGUGGAUGGGAGAGAAGAGGAAGAAGCAACCAUAAUUCGAAUUCCGGUGGUGGAAGAGGAACGCAGAAUAGCAGGAGGCAAGGAGCAAAUUACAAUUGAUCAUGGCCUGAAAGUGGCAAUCAAAUAAAUCCAGCCUUGAAUUAUUCUUUCUUCUGAUUCUCUGUUCUGUUACUUUUGUAGUCGCCCCAUCUGGGCACCUUGAUAAGCAUAUAUUUGACUAUUGGGGUGAAUGUUUCUUCUCGUUGAUGCAAUUAACAUUACAUGUGGUUA
Triticum urartu is the source of this 1755-nucleotide messenger RNA. RefSeq lists its product as uncharacterized. Gene Ontology annotation, cellular component: endoplasmic reticulum. Gene Ontology annotation, molecular function: ubiquitin protein ligase activity; metal ion binding. NCBI's taxonomy places the organism in Eukaryota, Viridiplantae, Streptophyta, Magnoliopsida, Poales, Poaceae. Gene Ontology annotation, biological process: ubiquitin-dependent protein catabolic process. The record is from RefSeq and is a predicted model, not a curated record.